AUGGCUGCCUUAGCACGUUUCUUGCCAAUGGCAGGCAACAAAGCAGCUCCGUUCUUCACUUGUUUGAAGAAGAAUUCAACGUUUCAAUGGACUAAGGCGUGUGAACAAGCUUUUACUGAAUUGAAAAAAUCAUUAGCAACAUUACCAGUACUAUCCAAACCCACGCCAGGCAUUCCUUUGAUGCUCUACUUGGCAGUUACAGAUAGGGCGGUCAGUACGGUAUUGCUUCAAGAAGAGGGAAAAAAGCAGAAGGUUAUCUAUUUUGUAAGUCAUACUCUGCAAGGUGCUGAAUUGCGAUACCAAAAAAUCGAGAAGGCGGAUUUGGCAAUUCUAAAAACGGCGAGACGCCUCAGGCCAUACUUCCAAAGUUUCCAAAUCAAAGUUAAAACUGACGUUCCCUUAAGACAAGUACUCCAGAAACCUGAUCUGUCAGGGCGAUUGGUCAGUUGGUCAGUCAAGUUGUCUGAAUAUGAUAUACAGUAUGAGCCAAGGGGGCAAGUUACGAUCCAAAGCUUGGUUGAUUUCGUGGCGGAAUUAACACCCACGGAAGGCGAGAAAACUCAGGGAGAGUGGGUCAUGUCUGUUGAUGGAUCCUCCAAUGAUACGGGAAGUGGGGCAGGAAUAACUAUUGAAAGCCCGGACAAGAUGGUCAUCGAGCAAUCUCUGAAAUUCGAGUUUAAGGCGAGCAACAACCAAUCAGAAUACGAGGCAUUGAUCGCUGGUUUAAGGCUCGCCAUUGAAUUAGGCGUUCAGAAAUUGUUCAUCAAAGGCGACUCACAACUGGUUGUUAAACAGGUAAAAGGAGAGUAUCAGGUGAAGGACCCACAACUUUCCAAAUACUUGGAAGUGGUGCACAGGCUAAUGAUGGAAAUAGAGAAGAUCAAGAUAGAACAUAUUCCAAGAAGUCAAAAUGAAAGGGCGGAUGUGCUAGCAAAAUUGGCCAGUACGGGGCGAUUGGGCAAUUGUCAAACAGUCAUCCAGGAAACCCUUCCUCGCCCCAGUAUUGACUUGGUGGAAGUUAAGUUAAAGGCGGUAAAAGCGGUAAUGGAAGGCGAGCCUUCGUGGAUGGAAUCAAUCAAAACUUUUCUCCAAAACCCUCCAAAGGAUGAUGAUUUGAACACAAAAGAAAAGUUUAGGGAGGCUAGUUUUUACACGAUGGUAGGCGAUGAGUUAUAUCAGCGGGGAAUUAUGUCUCCUAUGCUCAAAUGUGUUGACGUGAGAGAUGCUCAGGGAAUCAUGGCCGAAGUUCAUGAAGGAGUAUGUUCUAGUCAUAUAGGAGGGCGAUCAUUGGCAGUAAAAGUAUUGAGAGCAGGAUUUUACUGGCCAACAAUGAAGAAGGGCUGCCUGAAAUACGUCAAGAAGUGUGAAAAGUGUCAAGUUUUCUCCGACUUACACAAAGCCUCACCUGAAGAGUUGUCAACCAUGAUGGUUUGGGGUCCCCAUGGCCUUGGUAAUGGAUAA
This is a messenger RNA of Lotus japonicus, 1461 nucleotides long. RefSeq lists its product as uncharacterized. Gene Ontology annotation, molecular function: RNA-DNA hybrid ribonuclease activity; nucleic acid binding. The transcript is spliced from 2 exons. Bases 1 to 1461 code for a protein of 486 amino acids. The record is from RefSeq and is a predicted model, not a curated record. Lineage: Eukaryota; Viridiplantae; Streptophyta; Magnoliopsida; Fabales; Fabaceae.